GUUAUAGAUUUAGUCAACACCACUAACUGUUCCGUCUGUUCAUGUCAGUCACUUGCUGUCAUAACGCAAGCUUGAAAACUCUUCCUACCUGGCACACCAGGCAAGCAAAAACAAGUGUGCCUAGGGAGAGUUUGCAGUACAGAGGCAAUGGUCUGUUUAUGUUCGAGGCCUGUAUGAGCUGAGGACUAUCACUGUUUAUGUUUAGGCUUUACAAUGGCCAGUGAGGGAGUUUCAAGUACAGUGUCCAGCAAGACAGGUGAGCUACUGGGUUGUGUGUCAGGUGUCUCAGGCUCAUGUGACACUGGGCAGAGUUGUGAAUGUGAGCCAGAUGUGUGUGAGCCUCCAUCUCUGGAGGAGCUGGAGGAGGUGCUACAUUCAGCCCAGAGCUCCUGUAGGCACGGAGACGAGGUGUGGCCCAACCUAUACCUGGGGGAUAUGUAUAUGUCUCAUAACAAGUAUGAGCUGUGGAAGUUGGGCAUCACUCAUGUCCUGAAUGCAGCCCAUGGUAAGAUGUGUUGUAAAGGCAGUGAUGAUUACUACGGUACCACAGUCAGCUAUUACGGUGUUCCUGCCAAUGACCUACCCACCUUUGACCUCUCACCUUUCUUUCACCCUGCUGCUCAGUUCAUCCACCAGGCAUUAAAGUCAGGAGGCAAGGUGUUAGUGCACUGUGCUGUAGGAGUGAGUCGGUCGGCUGCGUUGGUCCUAGCCUUCCUCAUGAUCCAUCAUCAUCAUCCUCUGCUGGCAGCCAUCCGGCUGGUGCAGCAAAAACGAUGGGUGUUCCCCAACAGAGGCUUCCUAAUGCAGCUUAUUAACCUGGACUACACUCUUCACAGAGAGAGAAGGGACUGAAUACACACACACCAGACCUGGGAUAACUAUAGUUUUGAAUAUUAUUUGUGGAAAGUAACUAUACCUGUGACUAUAGAUCCCAAAAAAUGACUACUUUUUAAAACUAUUUGAAUACAGAUCUCAGAAAGUAACCACUCUUUAACUAAUGGUAGGGUUGUAUCUGGAACAUAAACUAUUGGAUUAGCUACCUUUAACUAAAAGCAUGGCUGUAUCAGGUAAUGCAUGUUGCAGAUAGAAAUAGAAUGAAUAGAGCAAACACAAUUCCCUACACUAUUCAAAUCUAUCUUUCAGUCGAUCAUAUUUGUUGUACAUAAUGCAUUUAUAUCUGAACAUUCUGUACAUUUCCAAUCUCCUGAACAGGCCCCAGGUGUAGAAAAUCAAGUCAAACCAAUUAUAUUUUGUACAGAUAAAUAUAAAUAAGUUGUGAUGCUCAACUA
Molecule: messenger RNA, 1289 nt
Organism: Oncorhynchus kisutch (coho salmon)
Lineage: Eukaryota; Metazoa; Chordata; Actinopteri; Salmoniformes; Salmonidae
Product: dual specificity protein phosphatase 13
Exons: 3
Coding region: 214-852 (212 amino acids)
Biological process (GO): protein dephosphorylation; negative regulation of MAPK cascade
Cellular component (GO): cytoplasm
Molecular function (GO): MAP kinase phosphatase activity; protein tyrosine/serine/threonine phosphatase activity
Source: RefSeq, a predicted model, not a curated record